Molecule: messenger RNA, 3129 nt
Organism: Monodelphis domestica (gray short-tailed opossum)
Lineage: Eukaryota; Metazoa; Chordata; Mammalia; Didelphimorphia; Didelphidae
Gene: LRRC31
Product: leucine rich repeat containing 31
Molecular function (GO): protein binding
Source: RefSeq, a predicted model, not a curated record
UUGUAAUUUUGUAUUAUUUUUGUUGGUAUUACCUCGGCACCUUGCAUAAUGUCUUGUACAACCUUAGACUCUGGUUUUCAAUGGAGUGAAGGAAUGAAUCUUUCUUUUAUUGUUAUUAUUAUUAUUACAUCAUAUUAUUAUUAUAAAUAAUAACAAAAUCUCAAAUCUCUCUUCAUUUUUAUGCUUCAGUAGAGUCUCAGUCGCUUGGCAUAGAAAAAGAUCUAAGAUCUGAUAUGGUUAAGAUGGAGCAGUUCUUCCAGAAGCUGGGAAAGAAACCCAAUAGCAGUAGCAUCAACCUGAACAACUGUGGAUUGACCUUGGAUGAUAUUGCUGAAUUAGUGGCUCUCUUGCCUCUUCUCCCAGAUCUGGAAGAACUAGAUAUUUCUUGGAAUAACUUCAUAGGUGGAGCUCUCAAGCCAAUCAUGCUGCAACUUCAUCAUGUCAGCAAAUUAAAAGUCAUCCGACUGAAUAACUGUCGACUCACAGUUGACGAUGUCUUAGAACUGGGAGAAGUCCUCAAAACUUCCCCGGACCUGGAAGAACUCAACUUAUCCUGGAACAGUUGUGUAGGAGGCAAUCUAAGCCACAUCCUCCAGGGCAUCCAAGAAGGAAGCAAGGUCCAAAUCCUAAGGUUGAUAGACUGUGACCUCACAGCAGAAGAUGCAGCAUCUGUAGGUCAUGUGCUACUCUUGAUGCAGAAUCUCAAAGUGUUUGAUCUUUCCAUAAAUAGAAACAUUGGCUGCAAUCUAACUGUCAUUGCUCAGGGGCUGAAAAAUACCCCGUGGCUGAACAUAUUAAAGUUACAUACCUGUGGAUUAACUCAAGACAGCAUCCAGAUUUUAGGUACUGCUUUUGGACAUUUGUCUGAGUUGAGGGAAUUGGACCUGUCCGGCAACAAGGAGUUAGGGGGAGGAUUUAAAGACUCUGCUGCCCACUUGGCCCAUCUGAAGUAUCUCCAAGUCUUGGACCUUCACCAGUGUUCAUUAUUGGAAGAGGAUGUAGCAUCUCUGACCCAGGUCAUCCCUCUACUCUCCAGUCUUCAGGAAUUGGACCUCUCAGCCAACAAGAAGGUGGGCAGCUCUUCUGAAAAUCUCCUCAGUAGGCUGCGAUUCUUACCAGAGUUGGCAACUUUGCUCAUCAAUGGCUGUGCAUUAGGAAAAGAUGCAUUCGCUGCUCUUGCUGAAGCCUCCAUGUAUCUCCCUGCCCUGAAGAUACUUGACCUUUCUUGGAAUAAGUAUGUAGGAGGAAACCUCAAUAUGCUUUUAGAGACUCUAAAGCUAUCAGCUGCCCUCCAAGUUUUGAGACUGAGAAGCUGCUCUCUAGUUGCUGAGGAUAUGACUUUCCUUGCAUCCGUUAUGCAAACUGGUCAUCUUGCCAAGCUGCAACAGCUGGAUCUGAGCUAUAACGACAACAUUUCAGAUGAAGGGUGGGCCGUUUUCAGUCAAAAUGUGCCGUUCUUAAAGGAGCUGACCGAGCUGGACAUCAGCUUGCGGCCAGCCAACUUUCGUGAAUGUGGACUGUGGUUUGGACACUUGCUAAAUGGUUUGACCAAACUGCCCCUGCUCUCUGAGCUAGGAAUCCAAAGAUGGAGGAUCCCAGAGCCCCAGGAGGAAGAGCUGGAGUAUUUUAACCAAGAACACAAAAGGAACAUCCACUUUGACUAUGGCGGAUUCCAGUGACAUCUCUUUUCCCAGGGCUACAGAAAAGAAAACAAAAAUCUUUCUCUCUUAAUAAUGAAUGAUAACUCAGGGACAGCAUUAAUAUACAACAUAUCAAAUACUAUAAAGGGGUAUGAUAAUAUAAUAUAAUUAAUAUUAUAUAGCAUGCUAUGUAAUAUAAUGUUACUAGAUAAUAUUGUAAGUACUAUAAAAGGGUAUAAUAUAAUUAAUAUUAUAUAGCGUGCUGUGUAAUAUGUUACUAGAUAAUAUUUAAGUAAUAUAAAAGGGUAUGAUAAUAUAAUUAAUAUUAUAUGGCAUACUGUGUAAUAUAAUGUUACUAGAAAAUAUUUUAAGUAAUGUAAAAGGGUAUGAUAAUAUAAUUAAGAUUAUUAAGAUACAAUGUUAUUCUAUUAAGUCAUAUAAAAGUAUAUGAUCAAAGUGCAGUGAUAACAGUAACUAAUACAGAUACGGUGCUCUAAAGUCUACAAAGUGCUUUACAGACAUGCUCUCACAAUGACCCUAUGAGCGAGUCUGACAAGGGUUACCACCAUUUAUAUGGGGUGAGGCAGGACUAGAACCCGUAGGUUCCUGAUGCCACUUUGUCUCUCACUAAGCUCAUGGUGCUUCCUGUGCAGCUCAGGGGAGCUGGCCAACUUGCCCACAGUUUCCCAUUCUGUUAGGAAGAAGGGUUUGAGCAUACAUUCUUCUGGCUCCAAGACUGAAUUGGAUGUGAUGCUAAAAACAAGACCCCCCCCUUUCUUCAUUGGCAGGCAACUAAGAUUAAAGUGUUAGACCUUGAGUCAGGAAGAUCUGAGUUUGAAUCCUGCUUCACACUGCUUACUUGCCACGUGAUGCACUUUAAAAGUCUCUUAGGGGCACCUAGGCAGCUCGGUAGAUUGAAAGCCACGCCUGGAGAAGGCACUUCUCGGUUCUCAGUGAACUCUUUUUAUACUUCAUCUUCAUGUCUCUUCUCUAUUCACUUGAUAAUAAUAGAACCUCAGAGCUGGAGGAGAACGCAGUUGCCCUCUAGUCCAGUAUGGACCAGAACAGACAUCCCUUUUACAACUUGGCCAACUAGAGGUCACCCAGCCUUUUCUUGAAUACUUCUAGUGAAGAAAAGCUCACUACUUCCAGAGGUAGCCCAUUCCACUUUUGCAAAAGUAACUUUAAAAAUCAGUGGUUAAUUGCCAACCCUUUGGAGCAGAAACAUUCAAAAUCUGAGGGAAAAAAACCUGUUGCAUGAGUACAAAUAUGUGGGAUUCAGGAAUGGGAAUUCCCUUCACAAAUAUAAUUUUUAACAGAAGUCCAAUCUGUGUAUAGAAGAUUCCCAGGCCAGGGAUUUAGACAUUCUUGGGGACAGGAGAACUCUAUGAGGCAGCUCUUACUGUUUAGAUCCAUCUAAAGACUGCUAAGUUCUCUCUAUUUUUGUAUAUUCUUCAAUAAAUCCUAUGCCAGAAAACCACUUGUGAGU